UCGUGGGCAAAGAAAGCCAAGUCUAAAGGGGAACUAUUGAUUGCCGAUUUGAUUGUCAAUCGCACACACGUUGGUGCGAUGCUGGACCCUAGGUCCACACGAUCUUACAUGUCUGAACGUGCAAUCCGCAAGUUGCACCUCGGCAUGAAGAUCCAAACGUUAGCUAGACCGAUCACGUCUAUGCUGGCUGACAAAAGCACGAUGACGGUAAUGCAAUACGUCGAUCGUGUUCGAUGUCAGUUCAGUACAAAGGAUGGGAAGAAGAUUUGGCAUGAGCUUCCCUUUCUGAUUGAGAAGAACAUGCCGUUUGACAUCAUCUUGGGAAUGGAUUGGCACGAGGAAGCUGAUCCCAAGAUUGAUUUCAAACUGAAAGAAGUAAAGAUCAAAGAUGAAUCGUCUACAUUGCAACCGAUUAAGUUGUAUCAUCGGUCAGGGUCUGACUCUGUCUUGUCUUUUUGUUGCAUGAACUACUCUGCAUUUCGAUCGAUGGUUGCAAAGAAGAAGCUAGAGGAUGAGGUAGUAAUGUUGUUAGUUAAGAAAGUAGGAGAGUCUUCAACUACCCAUCCUCCUGGCAUAGAUGCACUCCUAACGGAGUUUGCCGAUAUUGUGUCUGAGCCUACCGGGGUCACUUCGCAAGCUAUCAAGCACACGAUCGAGAUCGUGCCCGGUAGCAAGGUUCCCAAGGGCCCUAUCUAUCGCAUGUCUCCAAGGGAACUUGAGGAACUAAAGAAGCAAUUGUCUGAGUUGACGGAGAAGGGAUGGAUUCACCCUAGCUCCUCUCCUUAUGGCGCACCUGUCUUGUUUGUGCCCAAAAAGGAAGGUGAGCUGCGCCUUUGCAUCGAUUACCGAGGGUUGAAUGCCGUCACCGUCAAAAACGCCGAACCUUUGCCCAGGAUCGACGAUCUCUUGGAUCAGUUGCAGGGUUGUAAGGUCUUUAGUAAGAUCGACCUUAAGUUUGGGUACCACCAGAUCGAGGUGGAUCCGGUCGAUCAGCAUAAGACCGCGUUUCGUACGAGGUAUGGUCAUUACGAGUUCAUCAUGAUGCCAUUUGGUCUAACGAACGCACCUGCGACCUUCCAAAGGUCCAUGAACGAGUUGUUCAGGCAAUGGCUCGACGACUUCGUCAUCGUCUAUCUGGAUUAUAUUCUAGUAUAUAGUAAAACACUAGACGAUCACCAGAAACAUCUACGUCUAGUACUCGGGAAGUUACGCGAGGGUAACUUCAAACUCAACCCAAAGAAAUCCGAGUUCGCUAAGUCUGAGGUCCUAUACUUGGGACAUAUAGUGAACGAGGAGGGAUUGAGGCCUGAGGAAAAGAAGAUCUCGGCAAUCARAGAUUGRCCGCAGCCAAAGACUCUGACAGACCUUCGAUCUUUUCUUGGUUUGGCGAGUUACUAUAGGAAGUUCGUUAGGAACUUUUCUGUUAUCGCUACACCAAUGAGAAGGUUGCUUAAGAAAGGUACUGUCUGGCUAUGGGAUAAGGAUUGUGAUUUCUCUUUCCGAAAGCUGAAAUAUGCUCUAACUCACUAUCCUGUCCUCAAGAUUGCCGACCCGUCUCUUCCUUUCAUUGUUACGACUGACGCAAGUCAGUAUGGUGUUGGCGCUGUCUUACAGCAARACGACGGCAAGGGCUAUCGCCCUAUUGAGUUUAUGUCUWAAYRACUGCCGUGCGACAAAGUCGCCWACUCCACCUACGAAAGGGAGUUAUAUGCAUUAGUCUGUGYCCUAGAAACRUGRAAACACUWUCUCCUUGRCARACACUUCACURURUACUCGGACCACUCGACUCUAAAGUGGAUCAAGACRCAACCUCGAUUGUCURACAAGUUGGUGCGYUGGUCUGCUUUUAUUGAUAMCUUUGAUUUCGAACUCAAAACAAUUAAAGGUAAGUCUAAUGUUGUAGCAGACGCACUMUCUAGGAGGAGUGAYUUCUUUGGGGCUAUAGUCUCUUACCUGGAUGUUGGGAAUGAUGUGAAAGAUCAGAUUCGUGCUGGAUAUGCCACUGACCCUGUCUGGAAACCAAUCAUGAACAUCCUAGCCAAGGACCCAUCCCAACUUCCUCACUAUCGAUUGUCUGAUGGCUUACUCUUCUUGUUGGACCAGACGGAACAGAGAUUGUGCAUUCCUCACAAGGAAGAACUUAAAAGUCUAUUGAUUGGGGAAUGUCAUGACAUAGAGGGACACUUUGGUUUCAAGAAGACGUAUGCUGAGGUGCGUGAGCACUAUGAAUGGAAGGGUUUGAAAGAGGAUGUACUAACGUAUGUUCGUACGUGCCAAGUAUGUCAGAGAAACAAACCGUCUCAUGAGAACCCUUUGGGUUUACUCCGACCACUACCUAUUCCAAGUGAGCCAGGUGAGUCUGUGUCCAUAGACUUCAUGAAACUCACCAAGUCCCGAAAUGACAAUAGUCAAGUUAUGGUUGUGGUUGACCGUUUCUCUAAAUAUGCCAUGUUCAUACCCUUGCCUGCAGAGGCCAAGACUGAGCUUGUGAUUGCUAAAUUUCAGAUGCGAUGGGUAACUGAGUAUGGGUUUCCCAUGUCUAUCGUAUCUGACCGCGAUGUCAGGUUCACAAGCAUGCCUUGGCAGAAGCUGAUGGAGGCCUACGGUACACGACUCACCAUGUUGUCAGGUAGACACCCUGAAACGAAUGGCCAGUCUGAGCAAAUGAACUGUAUGGUCCAACAACUUCUGAGAAUGUAUGUCCGUCCUGACCAAAUAGAUUGGGAUGAGAACUUACCCAAGAUUGCCGGUGCAUAUAACAAUAGUGUGCAUACCGCGACAUGACGCACACCUAACGCACUGCACAAGGGCUGGAAGCCUAAGCGUCCCAUUGAUGUUUUAACCAGGGAUGAGUUUCUUAGACUUCCACCAGGGACAAAGGAAUAUGCCAUUAUGUUUCAAGAAGACAUCAAAAAGGUGAAGGAGAAUCUGAGGAAAACCCAAGAGCGCAUGAUUGAACAAGCUAACAAACACCGACGCCCGUC
Messenger RNA from Chara braunii, 2984 nucleotides. The record is from the annotation of a GenBank genome assembly. Lineage: Eukaryota; Viridiplantae; Streptophyta; Charophyceae; Charales; Characeae.